Molecule: messenger RNA, 1586 nt
Organism: Pararge aegeria (speckled wood butterfly)
Lineage: Eukaryota; Metazoa; Arthropoda; Insecta; Lepidoptera; Nymphalidae
Gene: Snx21
Product: sorting nexin-20
Exons: 4
Coding region: 220-987 (255 amino acids)
Biological process (GO): protein transport
Cellular component (GO): early endosome membrane
Molecular function (GO): phosphatidylinositol phosphate binding
Source: RefSeq, a predicted model, not a curated record
CUACUUACCUAGUAUCUGUGGUUGUCAGCGCAGUGCGCACGAAUUGAAAUUCAUUACGUUAGGUAUUUAUUUAGACUUUAGAUGUCAUUUAGUCAACAAUAAACAGUUUUUCUUUAUUUAUGUAUGGACAUUUGUGAUAUUAUACCAAUAAUUGGCUAGUCGUAAAUGUAAAUAAUACAAUCUAUAUUCAAAUAAGUGCAGCUAAAGGAAGAAGACAAAAUGUUAAGGUUCGAAAUAGUUUCUUCUCGGACUGUGGAGGGCGUCGAAAAAGAAAAGAAGUUUGUAGCCUAUAUGCUACAAGUUAGGCAAGAUUCCACGGAGACCCGUGUAUUUGAUCCUGAUCCAGCUAACGUAGAAAGGAGGUAUACACACUUCUUAGAUUUGUACAAUGGGCUUAAAAAAGAACAUCCAAUUUUGAUGAACAAUGUAUCAUUUCCGCGGAAGAUAGUUGUUGGCAAUUUUGAACCAAAUUUAAUAUCAACCAGAUGUGCAGCUUUUGAAUCAUUGCUGAAUAUAAUAGCAAGUGAAUCACGAUUAAGGGAUGCCCCUGCAGCUAUUGUAUUCUUUCAGAAUGCUGAAUUGAAGGAUGCUAGGCGACUUAUUGAUGAGGGAAAAUUUGACCAAGCUUUAUCUGUAUUAGAGACUAGUUUUAAAUUAUUAAAUAAGGUCUACACAGACAGAUCUCGAGUUGUAUUGAGUGUUCUAUGCAGGAUAGUGGCAUGUGCAGGUGCAAGUGGAGGGGCACUGGCUGGGCCGGUGGAGAAGUGGGCACAAUUAGCACUUAAACGAUAUGAGGCAGUGAGCGACUCUGACCUUUUGAUAAUUUAUAUUCCUCUAUUGCAUACUUGCAUUUCUAUAUGGGAAACAUUGGGGCGUGACAAAUCAAGAUUGGUUGAGGAAUUGAACUCUCUCCGCAAAAGGGGAAUGAAAGUGGACUCAGUGCCCAGUCUUAUGGAUGCUGUGGACGAAUUGGAUACAAACAUUUAAUAUUAUUCCUUUUAUAAAGAAACAUGCUUUAAUGACUAAAUAAGGCAGGUUUAGAUGCAGCUUAUAUACAAGUUGUGAACAAUCUUUAUAGACCUUUGACAUUGUAGUAUCUGCACCAUAUUAUAUAUACUUCAUUAUACAACUAAGACCUAUUUUUGUGUGAGACAGUCAAACCUGUAUAGGGUCAGAAAUGCAAUUUAAAUCUUUGGGAAAUCCAAUCUCCAUCUCCAUCUUAAAAAGCAUCUACAUUUACGUCAUUAUGAGUAAGUAAAGUUAUGUACCUAUAUAUUUACCUUAGUGACCUUUUUUUUUUUUAGCUGUUCUAUAUUUACAAUUAUAUUAUUCAAUAAUCAUUGUUAUUAUUAGCUUUACUAUACUUUUAAGAAAUCGCUUAUAUCAGCUAUACAAUUGGCAUCUGAAGGCAGAAAUCAUCCCACUCAUUGAAGUAUAGACUCACUCCUUUUACAUGCUGCACGCUUAGUUGGACGGGAAAAGGGAAUCAGAUAUGACUCAGAUAUAAAAAUCUUCUUCAAAGUAAUGUUUGUGUGAAGCAGACGGUUUACAUUUGAAAUACAAGCCAACUAAAAAAAUCAUUUUGG